Molecule: messenger RNA, 146 nt
Organism: Opisthocomus hoazin
Lineage: Eukaryota; Metazoa; Chordata; Aves; Opisthocomiformes; Opisthocomidae
Source: RefSeq, a predicted model, not a curated record
CCAAAGCCGGUAACCCCAAGAAGGUGGAAGAGGAAGAGGAGGAGAUCGACAUUGACCUGAGUGCGCCUGAGACGGAGAAAGCUGCGCUCGCCAUCCAGGGCAAAUUCCGCCGCUUCCAGAAGCGGAAGAAGGAGUCGGGGCCCUGA